AUGGAUGUGGAAUAUGUAAGUGAUAAUGUUAACAACAAUGAAGACGACGAGAUAUGCCCAUUAUGUAUGGAAUUAUUGGACGAAACAGAUCGCAAUUUAUUCCCGUGUAAUUGCGGAUAUCAAGUUUGCUUAUGGUGUUUACAUUAUAUUCGCAAUACCAUGGGUAAUAAAUGCCCUGCCUGCAGGCAAGACUACAACGAGUCGAAUUUCAAGUAUAUCAACACCAAUUCAACCACCACGACUCGAAGCGACAAGAACAAUAGAAAGAAAAAAGUCGAGGCGAACAUUAAUAACGGAGCAAACACCAAUAAUUCAACCACAACUACUACCAAUGGCGUCUCAGUCAAUAACAACACAGCUGAUAAAAAUUCUACCCAAUCUCCCACUACUAAUACUGGAGUUGUAGAUAGCAAUAAUGUAUCUAUAGAAGUAUUAAAGGAUAUACGUGUAAUACAAAGGAAUUUGGUGUAUGUGGUAGGCAUACCGCUGAAGUUGGCGAAAAAGGAGAUUUUAAAGAGAUAUGAAUAUUUUGGUCAGUAUGGAAAAAUUCAACAUAUUGUAGUAAAUAAGAGCAAUACAUACUCGAAUGUGAAUAUACCUUCCUAUACAGCAUAUAUCACAUACUCGAAGAAAUCUGAAGCAAAUUACGCCAUUCAGUGUAUUAACACCAAACAGAUCGAUAACAAGUAUUUAAGAGCUUCAUAUGGUACUACCAAGUACUGUAGUUACUUCCUUAAGGGUUUAAAAUGUUUUAAUCAGGACUGCUACUAUUUACACAAGUUCACCAACUCUUCCGAACACUAUUAUAAACAUGGUAACAAUAAUAACGCUUCCCUUAACAAUAAAGAAACAGAUAAAGAUAGCACUGCCACGGCAGCUAAAGAUGCUAAUGUUAAGGAUACCGCAUCCACUAAUAAUGCUGAGCAACAUGAAGCGGGCCCAGUUGUCGAUAACAUUUUCAACGUGAAUAUCAAGUAUAUACUGAAUAAAUACAACAAUAAUAAUAAAUUAAUAAAUAUCGUCAACGUAAAUCACAAUAAAUCGUUAAACUCUGCCAACAACAACGUAACUAAUCUGUAUCAGUGGUCCUUCAAUAAUACGAAUACCCCCAACACUAAGCUUAUUGGCUCAGGAUCGAACCAACCUAAUUACUCAUUAGAACAUAAUACAAAUUCAAAGGAUGGCUCAGUGGAUAUAUUUAACAAUAACGAACUGUAUAUUAACGAUAUAAUGAAUAAAAUAAGAAGAUAUACUAUGCUAAUAGAUAACCUCUCAAAGUCCUAUAACAACACUACUGCCACUUUGAAUCCCAAGGACAAAUCGAAUCCUGUUAGCUCCUCUGCAAAGGAAAAUCCACAAUCUGAUAAGGGACCAGAAAGUUCAGUAAGUAAUGAAGGAGGCACUAUUGAAAACUACAUACAGAAUAUACUAUAUAACUCUAAAAGUCCUGAAGUUGGCAGUAACUUAAUGGCUGAAGAUGUAAACAAGUUGUAUAAAUCUCAACUCAAGAGGAAUGAACACCUCCUCAACCAUUUAAAAUUAAUAUUUAACAAUGAAUAA
This is a messenger RNA of Theileria parva strain Muguga, 1560 nucleotides long. RefSeq names its product CCR4-NOT transcription complex subunit 4 (gene CNOT4). Gene Ontology annotation, cellular component: CCR4-NOT complex. The record is from RefSeq and is a predicted model, not a curated record. Gene Ontology annotation, biological process: protein ubiquitination. The transcript has a single exon. Bases 1 to 1560 code for a protein of 519 amino acids. Gene Ontology annotation, molecular function: RNA binding; ubiquitin-protein transferase activity. Lineage: Eukaryota; Apicomplexa; Aconoidasida; Piroplasmida; Theileriidae.